This is a messenger RNA of Contarinia nasturtii (swede midge), 3403 nucleotides long. Its product is annotated as protein kinase C-binding protein 1-like. The transcript is spliced from 7 exons. Gene Ontology annotation, biological process: regulation of transcription elongation by RNA polymerase II. The record is from RefSeq and is a predicted model, not a curated record. Lineage: Eukaryota; Metazoa; Arthropoda; Insecta; Diptera; Cecidomyiidae. The coding region runs from base 139 to 3024 and encodes 961 amino acids. Gene Ontology annotation, molecular function: protein binding; transcription corepressor activity.
CACACAAGUUGAAGCAUAAUUCUUUAUGCAAGAGAACACAUUUUUAUUUCGACAAAAAACAGUUUUAUUCAUAAAAUAUCGUGUUAAAUAGUUUUUUGAAGUGAACAAAACGCCAAAAUAAAUACGAUCGCUCGGGAAAUGCGAACGAAAGAUUUUGGUGAAACAACAAAAAAGUUGUUCAAAGAAGGUAAAAUGUCACGUAAACGUGCACAUAGGCAGUUAAUCACUGAAUCCAGUGGGUCUGAGGACAGUGCGGAACCCGUUCCACCGAAAAUAACACGGGCUUGGGAUGCAUAUUGUUGGAUUUGCCACGUCAGCAAUGCAAAACACCGAUGUUCAACAUGCAUACGAUCAUAUCAUUCUCGGUGUAUUGGUACCAAAGAAGCCGAUCAUAAAUCGGGCUAUCGUUGUGAAUUGUGCGUUCGUUUGGAAGCGGCAGAGAACGACUAUAUCAAAAGAGGCGUUAAAAUGGAUCACCUUCACAGAAUGUUUGAACUCAUCACCGAUCGACUACUGAAAAAUGACGAUUUCAAACGCCUAGGAACUACAUUUUCCAGACUUCGAAAGCCAGUGGUUAGCGGCCCAAAUAUCAUCAAUCCAUUUGAUUUCAAUAUUAUUUCGGAAAAGGUUAAAGAUCUUCGGUACAAGACAACAUUGGACUUCAUGACCGACAUCAGGUGGAUUCGGCAUAAUGCGGAAAUUGUACUAAAUGAGAAUGAUGCUCGUUUGGGUUGGUCGCGACAAUUGGAAGAAAUAUGCGAAAAGGAAGUUUAUGAUGUCGAAAUGUGUGGCGAGUGUUUUGAACGAGCAAAUCAAAUUUCACCAAAUGAGUGGUUUACUGAAGUGUGUAAUCCGCCGCAUUGUCUAGUUUGGGUCAAAUUGAAAGGUAAUCCAUACUGGCCAGCAAAGGUUAUUGCUUUUGCCGAUAAAUUCCGUAGUAAAAUUGAUGUGCGGUUCUUUGGAAAACAUGAAAUGUUGAACGUUGCAACCCAUGAUUGUUUUCUCUAUUCGGAAAAUCCAAACCAAAAUCUCAAUGAAAGCGAACGCAUUGAAUUUGAUGCGGCAGUCAAGGAGGCCGACAAAUACAUCGAAAAUAUCGAGAAAAAGUAUUCAUGCACAAUAAAUAGGCCGCUUCCAACAUCGAUAUUCAAUGCAAAUCACAUUGGUGACCAUCUCACGGAUAUGAUUCCAUCGCCAAAACUUAAUCUCGACAAAAACUACAGUCUCAAAACAAAACCGACCUAUUUGAGAAAAUUUCGACGUCGCAAAGUACUGAAUUCAUCCGCCCUACCAGCCAUUAACAGUUCAAUGGAAUCGAAACCAAAUCGGUUGAAAGAUUGUUUUGUUCGUGUGGAACGUUGUGACAAAAUGUUGAAUAAAGAACACAUUGAAUUCAUUCGAAUGAUGAAUUCUAGCUAUUCGGGUUUAGAAGAAGCAAGUGAAAGUCAACAGAGCAAUGACGAAAACGAUGUAUAUGAAGAUGAGACCGAGCACAUUGAGGCCGACUACACCGAGAACACAGCGACAAAGCACACUGAAACCGAGCACACAGAGCAAAUUGAGACCGGCCAGCAAGCCAAAGGGGAACAACACAAAAAACAGAGCAAUAAGUAUGAAAUGAUGAUACAUUUGAGUGCUGGAGUCGAGCCCGAAAUUGACAGUGAACCGGAACUCAAAAAUAUCAACGCUAUUCAGAUGAUAAAUAACGAAUUGGUUGCGAUUGUAAUAUCAUCAGACGAAGAAGAAACCGAACAAGAACGUCCAAACACCACAAAUGAAACUCAAAUUUCAAAAGAAAUAAAUGCAUACUCGAGCCCGUCAUCUGAUGAUGAAGAGCACAGUGUAUUCCAAAAUAAACCACCAGCCCGUACAUAUUCAAAACGGAACAGCGUAUCAAGCGAACAAAAUACUAAUAAAAUGCUCAACAGUGAUUCACAAACUUUGGUUGGUCGAAAAUCAUACGGCUUGUUGCAUAGGCAUUAUGCUGUUCGAAAGGAAUCAAUCGAAGACAAAACGACCGAUGCUUCUCAUCAUGUGGAUCCAAUAAACAAAUCAAAUACCGAAAAUCCACAAUGCAAUGACUCGGUAGUCAUGCCAAAAGUUUCAAACGAUUUUAACCGGGAAAUUUCUCAUAGUGAUACUGAAACGGACAACGAACUAAUGGACAUGGAACUAGAAAUUCCCGCACCGCAGCCCGAUUCUCCGCUUGACCAUCUUCUUAAAAGUCCGACCAAAGAGUUUCACGUCGAAAAAAUUCCCGAAUCUCCAAGCGCACAAUAUACGGAAGAAAUCACAACAAAUGCGGAGACGGAACAUCAAAUCGAACCAGAACCAGAAUCACAACAAUUCGAUAACAAUUCACCACAAACAAUUGAAAAUGGUGCACAAAGUCCGGAUCAUAAUUUGCAUUCGAACGCAAAUAUUCAAUCGAAUGAAAUUGAUCAAUCUGAUAUUAUGCCAAAGGCAAACAUUGAAGGAACUCACAAUGCUGAAUCAACCUUAAAAAAUCAAAAAGUUGUUGAACAAUCCGAAAAGCUAGAGCACAAUGAGCAAAUUCAACAAGUUGAAAUUACUUCAAACCAGAAUAGUUCAGCACAAAAACCGAACGAAAUCGAUUCGAAUGUAAGCUCACCAGUGAGAACGGCAACUCCAGUACAAUCAACGCGUGAUCACGAAUCUGAAUGCGCCACACAAGCAAUUCAACAAAAUACAACUCAAGCCAACAUUCAGUCGGUAGACGAAUUGUUGAAACAAACAACCACAAAAAUUGAUCAGUUGGAAAGUGAAUUGAAGCAAAAAGACAAACUGAUCGACGAAUUGAAAGCACAAAACAGUAAAUUGAUGGCAAACCAUAAUGUGGAUGUGCAAAAUGCUAUACAAGAAACGAAAAACAAAAAUUGGUGCUUCGUUUGCAAACGAGAGGCCAAAUCAAUGUUAUUCAUACCACCUUCUUGCAGUAAAAAAUGCUUACACAUUUUAUGGUUGCAAGGCAUCAAAGAAAAUCCCAAAAAUGAAGCGAACUAAAAAUAAAAUCGAGAUGUCUGCAAAACAGGCCAAUAUUGAACCACAGCAAGUAUUUGCAGAUGGACCCAAUUCACUAUUCAGUGCGAGUUCGCGGAUAUUUUUUUUAUAAACAUUCGAAAAUAGAGGAAAAAUUAUUUAAAUAGUCAUCAAAUUGAAUUUUGAAGAAACAUAAAAACAUAAGUCAAUUUUCAUAAAUUACCUUUUAUAUUGGUAAAUAAUUUGUAAGGAAAAUUUAAUUGAAAAAGCUUAGAAAAUCGAAAAUAUAUCCGCAAAGGAUAACAUAAAACUAAUAUGAAUCAAAUGAAAUAUAGGGAAUUUCGAUCGAUUGAAAUUUAUUGAAUAAAAAUCUUAACAUUUUCAAUAAAAUUACAGGUUUUCA